AUCCCUCCUCCGCUCGGGCACGGGACACCUGCGUGCUCGGCGACAUCGUCAACAUGGACAAGAACGCCGCACCGGAAGACGUCGAGAGCGGCGAGCACGAGCGGAAAGGGACGGUAUGGACGGCGACGGCGCACAUUGUGACGGCGGUGAUCGGCUCCGGCGUGCUGGCGCUGGCGUGGAGCGUGGCGCAGCUCGGGUGGGUGGCCGGGCCGCUCGCCCUUGCCGGCUUCGCCUGCGUCACCUACUACACCUCCACCCUGCUCGCCAACGCGUACCGCGCGCCUCACCCCGUCACCGGCACCAGGAACCGUACCUACAUGGACGCCGUCAGAUCAUACCUCAGUCCUAGAGAGGUGUUCAUGUGCGGAAUCGCGCAGUACGUCAACCUGUGGGGCACCAUGGUUGGCUACACCAUCACUGCAACCAUAAGCAUGGUCGCGAUCAGGAGAUCGGAUUGCUUCCACCGAAACGGCGCCGGCGGCGGCGCCGGCGCGUGCGAGAACACGUCGGCGACCGUGCUCAUGCUGGCGUUCAGCAUCGUCCAGGUGGUGCUCUCCCAGUUCCCCGGCCUGGAGCACAUCACCUGGCUCUCCGUCGUCGCGGCGGUCAUGUCGUUCGCCUACUCCUUCAUCAGCCUCGGCCUGUCCGUGGCGGAGUGGGUCUCCCACGGCGGCCACCUCAGCGGCGAGAUCCAGGGCGCCACCGCGGCGUCCUCCAGCAAGAAGCUCUGGAACGUACUGCUUGCACUGGGGAACAUCGCCUUCGCCUACACUUUCGCAGAAGUGCUAAUUGAGAUCCAGGACACACUGAAGCCGUCACCACCGGAGAACAAAACCAUGAAGAAGGCAGCAAUGUACGGAAUUGGAGCCACCACCAUCUUCUACAUCUCUGUUGGCUGCGCCGGGUACGCCGCAUUCGGGUCAGAUGCUCCGGGCAACAUCCUGACGGCGUCCGGUUUUGGGCCCUUCUGGCUCGUUGACAUCGCCAACAUGUGCCUCAUACUCCAUCUCAUCGGAGCAUAUCAGGUUUACGCGCAACCCAUAUUUGCUACGAUGGAGAGGUGGAUCUCCUCCCGGUGGCCGGAGGCCAAGUUCAUCCACAGCGCGUACACCGUCAGCGUGCCGCUGAUCCAGCGAGGCUCGGUGACAGUGGCGCCAUACAAGCUUGUCCUGAGGACCGUCAUAGUCGUGGCAACGACGGUGGUGGCGAUGAUGAUACCGUUCUUCAACGCGGUGUUGGGGCUGCUCGGCGCGUUUAGCUUCUGGCCGCUGACCGUCUACUUCCCCAUCAGCAUGCACAUUGCCCAAGAGAAGAUCACCAGGGGGAGGAGGUGGUAUCUCCUGCAAGGCUUGAGCAUGGCGUGCUUGAUGAUCUCGGUGGCCGUGGGUAUAGGCUCUGUGACUGACAUUGUUGAUAGCCUGAAGGCUGCAACUCCUUUCAAAACUGUCAGCUAAAAGUAGUGCUGUGGUAUUGUAGAACAACAACAAACAAAAACAGCUACGAGUUGUACAACAAUGUAGGAUUCUGGACUCCGAUUAUGUGUCUGUGUGUACCAACUUUCUCGGAUAUCCGGCGGUUCUUCAAAGAUUUGGACUUCUGAACUUGCUGGAUCAGAUAUAUAUUGACACAUUAGGUUGCUCCUAUCCUGAUUAAACAGACUGGACGGAGCAGAUAGAGUACUCUGAAAUAAAGGUCGGAACAUGUAGUACUAUAGGAAUAACAUGUACAAUGGCCUUUGCAUGCUAGUGUUCCUUUCAACACUUCAAAGUUGUUUAAC
This is a messenger RNA of Oryza brachyantha (malo sina), 1777 nucleotides long. RefSeq names its product amino acid permease 8-like. Bases 54 to 1454 code for a protein of 466 amino acids. NCBI's taxonomy places the organism in Eukaryota, Viridiplantae, Streptophyta, Magnoliopsida, Poales, Poaceae. The record is from RefSeq and is a predicted model, not a curated record. Gene Ontology annotation, cellular component: plasma membrane. The transcript has 6 exons.